CCUUGAGGCCAUGGCGGAACCUUUGAGCAUACACCUCGAGUUUCCCUAACUCUAUGGGUUUUCCAGCUAGUAAAAAGGAAUAUUUCCGGUGUAAACCAGAAGUGUUGCUUAUAGCCUCCCUGGAGGCGGGAUGGCGGCUCGGACCGCGCUGCUGCUUUUACUGGGGGUGACGGGAGCCGGCCCGGUCCCCACACAGGGUUCGCGGGGGGACCGGGAGCCCGUCUAUCGAGACUGCUUGACUCAUUGCGAGAGGCGCAACUGCUCCGGGGCCGGGCUGCGGCACUUCCGUUCCCAGCAGCCGCUCUAUAUGAGCCUCACAGGAUGGACCUGCAGAGAUGAUUGUAAAUACGAAUGUAUGUGGUUCACUGUGGGCCUUUACGUCCAGGAAGGAUACAAAGUGCCUCAGUUUCAUGGAAAGUGGCCCUUUUCCCGUUUCCUGUUUUUUCAGGAGCCUGCUUCUGCCUUUGCUUCAUUCCUUAAUGGACUUGCCAAUUUAGUGAUGCUGAACAGAUACAAAGCUGCUGUCCCCCGUUCUUCUCCCAUGUACAAUACCUGCAUCGCCUUUGCUUGGGUCUCUUUAAAUGCCUGGUUCUGGUCUACAGUUUUCCAUACUCGAGAAACAAAUGUAACUGAGAAAAUGGAUUAUUUCUGUGCAUCAGCAGUCAUCCUCCAUUCUGUAUACUUGUGUUGUGUCAGGACCCUGGGUCUGAAACGUCCAGCCUUUGCCAUCGUCGUUGGGGUUUUCUUGCUCCUUUUCUUGGCCUGCCACGUCUCAUAUCUGACACUUGUCCGCUUUGACUAUGGUUACAAUAUGGCUGCCAAUGUGGUAAUAGGCCUCCUCAAUCUCCUCUGGUGGCUGGGUUGGUGCAUGAGAAACCAGCAACGUCUGCCUUAUGUCUGGAAGUGUGUGGCAGUUGUGCUGCUUCUCCAAGCUUUGGCCCUCCUGGAGCUCCUGGACUUCCCGCCACUCUUUUGGGUCUUUGAUGCCCAUGCCAUCUGGCACAUCAGCACCAUCCCGGUCAAUAUCCUUUUCUACAGUUUCCUCGUUGAUGACAGCCUCUAUCUUUUGAAGGCCAACUCUGGCAUUCUUAAAAUAGACUAAAGCGUUUGAUGGAACGUCGCUUGGAGAAGGGCACUGACCUAUACAGGAGACACCAGUAGAUUAUUUCCAGCAUCUGAGGAGUGUGCUAUCCUAGGCCUACUUUAUUGUGAGAAUCAGUGACAAUUUGCACUUACUGUCCUUGCACUUCCCAAGCAUUCACAUCUGGAUUCUGUUGCCAUGGUGUUAUAAACUGUCUGCCUUUGUCCUGGAUGUAUCAGGAUACAUAUAUCUUGCCUCUCCUGGAACUUUUUAAUUCUCCUUGUUGCCUUCCCAACUCUUCUCAUGGGGAGAACAGGAACACGUUUGCUCUUUGCUUGUUUUAUUCAAUUCCUUUUUUAAAAUUUUAUUUUAUUUAUUAUUUUCAAGCAGCUCCGUGGUAUACGUUAGAUCUCCUGUUGCUAAAGGAACUUCAAAAGCCACAUGAAAGAUGGUGAUAGCAACUUCUCAAACCAGAAUUUUCAGAAGCCUUGUUCAUGCUGUAAUGUGCCAUGGGUGAAUUGAAGCUUCAAAUGUUUCAGAAAAGCAGCCCUAUUCUGCUGCUUCAUUGGCAGGUUGCCUUUUGUUCUACUUUGCUAGCCCAUCAGGUAAAUCAUCUCUAUGAACUCUACUUCCCCACCUCUACUGAUAAAAACAGAAGAUAAUAUUCCCAGUUGUGGUGACUUCUGGGUGUGCUGGGAAUUGUGCUAGGCUCAACCUUCCUAGAAGAUAUGUCCUCUCAUCUUGAAGUUUUGCACAUGUACAUCCAGGUUAUAAGUACUCCUUGUCAGCAUGGGCACUCUCUACAUGCUCAGAUGAACUUGCAAGCCCUGUCAUUAAAAACUAGGUCUGGGACUGGUCAUGGCUCAAAUUAAAUCUGAGCUGAGUGGAGAAAUCUUAAGGAUUUUUUUAAAAGAAUUUAUGUGAUUGGGAUGAAUCACUUUUCAUCAUGAAGACUAUUCCUACAAGUCUGUGGAAGCUAUUUGCAUCUGUUCAAACUGAUAUGUGAUUUAGAGGGGAAAUAAAUAGCAUUUCUCCUUUCCCUUGACACAUCUCUGUUUUUAAAAUAGUAAUUCAGAUACAGUAGACUGGAAUGUGUGUGUAUAUAUAUAAAACAAGAGACACACAGACAGAGACUUGUCUUGCCAUGUCGAAACCAGAGUUCCAUCCUGUCCAGUGCCCUUAGGAACCUUAGCUUAAUGGGACGAAGCAUCCACAGCUGUUUGUCCUCAGUAUCUCUGAAAUGUACUGUCUCAGGUUCCAGUUUAGGCUACUGAUUGCUGGACUAAUCAAGCCCCUAUGGAUUCUGAGGCAGGCCAUUUGUUCAGCCUAGAGGUCUCUCUACCAUUGGUGUUACUCUGUCUUCCUUCUGUCUUUUGGAAAGACUUGAAGUUAAAGAAGAUAACCUGAGCUAGGGCUGAAAAUAAGCUGCUUCAAUAUUUCUGGCAAGGACUAAUGAUUUUGUGCACCUUCCCAGAGACGGGGCCCAAGUCCUCAUGGCUCAUAGUAUUUACACACCUUUGCAGCCUUGAAAUGGCAUCAAACUUGGCAUUACUCUGUACAAGCAUUGGGGUGUGGCACGUUCAGCAAGAUGAGCAUGAGCAUUUAAGCAUUUCUCUUUGCUGGAAAAAUCUGCAGGGAGCAGGAGGAGGCCGAAAGUGCCUUUUGUGUGCAAUGAGUGCCAAAGGGUUCUUCAGAAAGUGACCCAAGACAAGAAAAGAGCCAAAGUUAAAAGGACAAGGCAGCCUGGCUUGCUGAUGUAGGUGUUGUUAUUUCAAUCAGCCACCAGGUGGCAAUGGAUGCCAAUUCACCAGUGGCUUGGAAGGUGCAUUGAUUUAAUGUGCCCCCAUUCCAACAUUUGAGAUAGUUUGAAAACUGCUGCAUUAAAAUAAAGAAUAAAGCUAUCUUUUGGGGAAAUGUGUUCUUUUAAAAACAAAAUUUCUAGGGAUUUCUCAAAGAUAAUAUGGGUGACAGCAGCAAAACUUCCGUGAAAUACAGCAUCACCCCUCAUCCUUUGCAAUAUGUAGUUGGCAUGGGGGAAUUGGGUAUGUCCUUUGUUGCACACCUCCCCUCAGUAAAACUGAGUAUGUGCUCAACAGACUCUUCAACAAUGUACUGAGGGUCUUUAGCAGAUGGGGCAAUAGGAAAAGGGUUUGGGAGAAAAACACUGCCAUAGUGGGUCAAAUUUCACCUACAAAUUUUCACUUUAUAGCCCAGCAAGAAAAAGGGCUGGGAGGAUUCACUUUCAUCUUGACUGUUUCUCCUGUUCCAUGGAUCCUAUGCCUUUUAACAGCUGCAUGGCAGGCAGAAAUUCAGCUGGUGAAGCAUUUUCCAUUGGAGCAUCUCAAUAUCAGGAAACUUGGGGCCUCCUUAAGUUCUGCCUGUUGCACACCUGUUAAAAGCAUAGCAGCCUAGACAAGAAAAAUGGGGGCAAAUCCUUCUGUCCAAAUGCAUGGCAUAAGGACAUAAAGGAGAACCCUGCUAGAUCAGGCCAAAGGCCCAUAUAGUUCAGCAGCAGUGGCUAAUGACCAUUGGAAUUGGUACAGCAGUAGGUAAGGAGGGCAAUAGCAGGUAGAGCCAGAGCCAACUAAUUCUAGUCUUGCCCCCAUCCUCCUCCCUGCUGAGUUCUACAAGGGCCAUGCUGAGACUGAGGAGGAAGCUGUUAAGCAGCUCUAUACCAUGAUCUGGUUUCAAAUAAGGCAGGCAAGGGGUUGGCUGAAGGAAGACUGAUGGAGUAACCUCCACUGUAUCCAGUGUUCUGUAGUCCUGUUUUCUCAGUAGCCAACCAUAUGACUAUGGAAAGUGCGCAUGCAGAACAUGAGCACAACAGUACGCUCCCCACUUUUGCUCCCCGACAACCAGUAUUCAGAGGCAUCAUCAAAAAUGGCUGGUAGCAAUUGAGAGCUGUCUCUUCCAUAAAUCUGCUUAAUCCCAUUUUAAUGGCAGAAAUUACCCACCCCAACAAACAUAGAUUAACCCCCUCUACAAAACCCACAGUGUGCCCAGCAUACAAAAACUGGAGUAGGCAGGCAAUACUGCACCCUGUUAGUUGGCAGAACAAAGAACAGAAAACUAAAUUAAGCUGAUUUAAGUGAUGCUAUAAGGGGUGCCCAGUAAUUGGUUGGGACUACUUUUUAGUUGCCAGGUGCUGAGAAGAGCCCUGUGCCUGUAGCAGUCUUGGCUGGGAUAUUAUCUAUUUAUGGUUAGAUUGGAAACAAUGGCCUGAUUCUCAUGACAUGGUAAACCAACAUAAGCUUCAGGAUGCAAUAGCCCCAAGGAAUCAUGUAGCCCAGGUGCGAGGAGCCUUUGGCCCUCCAGAUGUUGCUGAGCUACUAUUCCCAUCAGCCACAGCAAGCAUGGCCAAUGCCUGGGGAUGAUGGGAGUUGUAGUUUAGCAACAUCUGGAGGGCCAAACAUCCCCCACACUUCCUGCCAUGUCUUUAAGAUGCUAUUACUCUUUAUUGUUUUUGCGGAAGCAGACUGAAAUGAUUACCCCUCCAGAAAGAACAAGGGGAAUCUGAGUAAAUGGCCCAAGAGUGGGGCUUUGGCACCCUACAUAUCUUCAUGCUCCUCCCCAUGUAUUCAAGAAGCAGAAUCAGUCUGCAUGCACAUUUUACAUAAAUUAUACAUGCUGCACUAUUGGACGUUUUUUGUCAAGGCAAAUGAGGAUUUAUUUCUGUAAAAUAAAAAGAAGGAUUUGUGAACCA
Rhineura floridana is the source of this 4784-nucleotide messenger RNA. RefSeq names its product post-GPI attachment to proteins phospholipase 3 (gene PGAP3). Gene Ontology annotation, biological process: GPI anchor biosynthetic process. The transcript has 8 exons. The record is from RefSeq and is a predicted model, not a curated record. Gene Ontology annotation, molecular function: hydrolase activity, acting on ester bonds. Gene Ontology annotation, cellular component: endoplasmic reticulum membrane. Bases 131 to 1102 code for a protein of 323 amino acids. Lineage: Eukaryota; Metazoa; Chordata; Lepidosauria; Squamata; Rhineuridae.